AUGUGGAAGGCGGCAGGAGAUGCGGCAAGGGCGGCCGGGCGCUUCGCCCGGCGCCAUCGGCGAGCCAUCGUCGUAGGUGGAGUGGUGGGAGCGGCUGCUUGCGUCUACCACAGCAUGAAGAGGGCGCUGAGGGAGGCCGAGGACGAGCACGCGGCCAUGCUGGUUCAGGCGGGACGCGAUGCGAGGAGGAGGCAGUGCAUGUCCAGGACCCGUGGGGAGUGCGUUGCCGCCCUGGCCAACUUCCUGCCAGCCCUGAGAAAACGCCUCUUUCUUGCUGUUGAUGUCACCGGUCCGGUCCGAGAGCUGAAAGCUCUCAGGACUGGGAUGACGGGAGCUACUGCAGCGGCGGCAGCGGCGGCGGAUACGAAGGAUGGAGGGGCAGGGGGCGGCAACGGUAGCAGCAGCAGCGGCAGCGGGGGGGGCGGGAGCGCGGUCGCCGACGGUUCGGCGGCGGCAGAGGCGGAAGAUCUACAGUCUCGUGAGGUGGAGCUGUGGGAGCAGGUGAAAGUGACGGCGUUAACUCGACUGGUGGUGUCCCUGUACGCGUUCAACGCCCUCGCGCUCAUGCUGCACAUGCAGCUGCACAUUCUCGGGAGGCUCUCUCUCGAGGAAUCGCAGGAGCUGCUGCUGCGAACGAGCAACGACGACGACAUCACCCCCGGCAGCAGCACCGAAACCGCCGCAAGCUUGCCCCAUGGAAACCCGGGGACGAUGUCGUCCCCAUCCCCCCUCACCACCACCACACGGAACGGCGUACCAGCUCCGCCAGCGGCGGUGAGGCUGGGAGCGGGAGCUUCUGAUUGGUCGGGGGGCGCGGUGACGGCGGGGCUCGCGCUCUCAAUGGAGGGGCGGCACUCGCUGCUGUCUGCGACAUAUGAGCACGUCCUGGGGGAUGGCCUGAGGACCCUGGUCCGGGACGUGGAGCGCGCGGUGUCGAGGUGCACGUGCAGCUGGAAGGCGCACACUCGGCAGCAAGUGGAGUUCCAAGACUUGGUAGCAGUCAUCCGCAGGGUGCGGCGAGAAGUGGAGGGGCCGAUAGGGGGCUCCGCGUACUACGGCGGAGGAGGCGACUUUAACGGGGUAGGGGGUGCAGUGGGGGAGGGGCUUGGGAGAUCGUCUGGCAUAAGGCACGCCUUGCUGCUGCGGUACAUCAUCAAUCCUUCGGACGGUAUCGGCGGCAUUGCAGCAGCAGCGACGACCGCAGCACCAGCCCCCACCAACGACACCACCUUGGAAGGCGUCAUCGUCAACGGUAGCGUCACCGAUACCGCCAGCGCCGGCAGCACGGCGGGGGGUAGGAAUGGUGGCGUCUCCUCUCUCGGCGGUGGCGCCGGUGUGGGGGGCACCGCCAGUGGUACGCUUUUGCAGGGGGUGGGGGAGGUGCUCAACGAGACGUGGGACACUGCGGAGAGCCCCAACUUCGGGGCGGCGCUACAGGCAAGGCAACCGGCAGCCCGAAAAACGCUCUACUUGACAGUGUGGAACACCUAUGUAUUGUUCCGAGACACUUCCCUGGGUCUGAAGUUGUCGACAGGUGUCGUCGAAGUGAGCUGCCUCGACGCCACGUUCGGCAUGGUCUACGAGCAGCUUAGGCAGAAGGCGUUUUGCCGGGGGUCUACCACCGGCGGCGGGAGGCGGCAGCAUAGGGGGGUGGCCGCCGCCGCCGCCGGCAGCGAGGAUGUGGGCGGAGGGCGAGCCGCGGGACUCCCUUCUGAACCCACGGCCCCCCCUUCUGAACCCGCAAGCGCAACAACGGGACCAGCGGCGGGCACCUCCGGUGACAGUGGAGGACUACCGGCCGGGGUAGCUGCAGCGCAUGCUGCGGGAGGAGGCGGCGCGGUUGGUUUUGUCGCCGCUGCGCCUGCUGUGGCAGAGAGAGAAGAGUCCGCGCAGGUCCUCGCCACCGUGAUCUCUCAAGCCAAGCUGGUCGUCAGCGAGAUCCUGGAAGCUUCCCCGGGCAACGAGUACGCCCAAGCGGUGGCCUCUCUCCCCUCCGUCCAAGACUUGUGCUUCUCGGUGUUCUCCGGUGGGGCGGCCACAGCAUCAGCGGGGGGGACGCAGCUGUACAACAACCCUACUGCUGCUGCUGCUGCUGCUGCUGCGGGACCCCGUGUCAUCUCCUCCCCUAGCCCGAACGCUGCUGUGCGUAGUGAGGGUGGCGUUGGGGAUCGUGGCCUCCCUCCUCAAGACCCGCUGCGUGUGGGAAGCGCCGGAGGGUUCGGAGGAGGCGGUGUUGGUGUCGGCGGGGGCGACAGCAGCGGGCUGCUGCUGGGCGCCGCCGCUGCCAGACGACCCGCUCGAUGACGUCACACAGGCUUGAUGACGGAUUUUUCAACCGGCUCGAUGACGUCGCAGGGCUCGGCGACAAUUUUCAACAGGCUCCAUGACGUCACGCACGAGGUUGGUGACAUUUUUCAACCGUCUCGAUGACGUCACAGGGGCUUGGUGACGGGUUUUUUCAAGGGUACGUUGCACAGGUGGAGAUGAACCAGUGUUGUUCAGAGUGACACGCACAGCACAGUUCCCGCCACCGGCCGCCGUCGCAACAACGAGACUGGCGCGCAGCAGCGAAUUGGGUGGCUGGCAGCCUCGCGUGGAGAUCGCAGUGGAGCUUGCAGUACGACAUGUUUUUCUAGCAAGCGUACGAAGUCGGCGUUGCCAAAUCCCGAACCCCUUUUUUUGUUCUUGGCGUUAGGCUUCAAGUUUGAGAGUUCGCUGCUGGGGAAGGUUAGGCCUACGAGAGCUCUCGACAUCCCAUGGAACCGCAUUCUUCGGCCGGUUUCCCAGCGUCUGUUUGGAAAACCGGUUCGCUUGUGGUGAAGUGUACUCGUGCAAACGCAUGCCGUAGUCGUUAGACCAUUCACGUGGCAUCCCUACAAUGCCGAGACGGUUCGCUUGAGGUGGUGGGAGGUUAUCAUGGGUCAGCAGGGGGCAUCGUAGACGAAACUUUGUAGUACCACACGUUUUUGAGUCGUGGGGGCUGCCUUGUGAGAGAGUUUUCGUUUCGGAGGUGAACCUGUAGGGAGGCCGAGGUAAUUGUAGUUGUAGAGCAUCGAUCGGUCUAGUUGUACAAGUACCUAUUAAGUAGCUUAACUUGUUGGGAAGCGACUACAUCUCUCAGCCUUUCGUCUUGAUUCAUCGCCAUUUUGCGUGAUUUGACCGGUAGCAACAAGCCUUGAUUGUGAUCAGUUGGAGAGCGGGGCCAAGUGUAUGCUCCGGGGGGAUCUCUUCUGUUUAUGGUCCAUCCCGCAUGUGCCACUGCCGUGCCCGCACCUGUCCAUACACCAGACACCACCUUCCAUCGAGGGUUUACCCUUCCUUCUCUUUGUU
This is a messenger RNA of Ectocarpus sp. CCAP 1310/34, 3330 nucleotides long. The record is from the annotation of a GenBank genome assembly. NCBI's taxonomy places the organism in Eukaryota, Phaeophyceae, Ectocarpales, Ectocarpaceae.